Messenger RNA from Antechinus flavipes (yellow-footed antechinus), 485 nucleotides. RefSeq names its product WAP four-disulfide core domain protein 5-like. Gene Ontology annotation, cellular component: extracellular region. The coding region runs from base 31 to 432 and encodes 133 amino acids. Lineage: Eukaryota; Metazoa; Chordata; Mammalia; Dasyuromorphia; Dasyuridae. The record is from RefSeq and is a predicted model, not a curated record. Gene Ontology annotation, molecular function: peptidase inhibitor activity. The transcript has 3 exons.
GCCUCCCAACUCUGGCCUUCCAGCCUCAGCAUGUGGCUCAGCAGUCUCUUUUCUGGCCUCCUAAUCCUUAACUUCACCCUGAAAGGAACCUCUGAACUAUUUAAUGAACCGAAAGGUGAUGGGAAGCCAGGGAUGUGCCCUGUGGACCAUUUUAAAUGUCGGCAGAAGCUGCCUGGAGAAUGUGCUACGGAUUAUCAGUGCUUCGGGAUGAUGAAAUGCUGUUUUCUUAGUUGCCAAUUCAGAUGCUUGAAUCCUGGAGAAGCUCAAGUGUCAAGACUCAGACUCUGUGACGAAAUGCCCCCACUACCAUACUGCAAACUGGGUUGUUAUGAAGACAAAGAUUGCCAUAAUCAGAAAAACUGUUGUAAUUCUUACUGUGGAGACAUCUGCUUCUUGUCUCCAGACCCCGAGACUACUGUUAGCCCAGAAUAGUUACUGGUCUUUAGCUUUGUAAUCUAGGCACUUAAUAAAUGCUUAUUGACUGA